Molecule: messenger RNA, 2272 nt
Organism: Adelges cooleyi (spruce gall adelgid)
Lineage: Eukaryota; Metazoa; Arthropoda; Insecta; Hemiptera; Adelgidae
Exons: 4
Coding region: 329-1861 (510 amino acids)
Source: RefSeq, a predicted model, not a curated record
UAUUCCUUGUGUGUGCACAUGGUGUAUCUCUAACUAUUGGUUGACGGUGUAGUGUUUAGAUAAUAAUAUUUUUUAGAUAAUGUUUAAAAUUAUUAUAUAUUUUAUUAUGUAAUAUCAAAAUAUGCAUUUUAUUAUUAUGAACAAUUAAUUGCUCAUCUGAAACCAUGAAAGAUAAAAGCUUUAUAAAAAUAAAACUCGGGUUACAAUAAACGUAACUAUAGUAAUAACAAAAAAAUAGAAAUGAUCUACAUACACUUAUUAUACUAACUAAAUAAGACAAAAUAAAUAAAGAAAAAGGAAUUUAUGGUGUAUAUGUUGUGUACACACGAUGCCGUGGUGUGCAGUAGUAGGCUGUAGAAACAAUUUAAAAGCUACAAAGCGUGCCGGUAGAAAUGUAUCGUACCAUAUUUUUCCAAAAAACCCGCAAAGGAGAAAUGCGUGGGUACAAGUUAUAAAGCGGCCGACUAAAUUUAAUGUGGAUUCUUCUUAUGUCUGUUCAGAACAUUUUGUUCCCAAUGAUUUUGAGUGUAAUAGUUUAAAAGAAGAAUUGCUAAACAUUAAAGUCAAAAGGCAACUUAAAAAAACUGCCGUUCCAUCUGUUAAUAUGACUGCAUCUAUAGAAAGACUGCCGUCCAAGAGUCCAGAUCACGAAUUUCCUACAGAGAUGGAAAACAAAACAAUAAAACCAGAGAAUCUUGAUGAAAGUGACAUAAACAAAGAUACCAUAACUUUGAUGAUGAAUGUAACAAAAUCUGACGAUGGCAAAAACGAUGAUGAAAAAUCAAAAAGAUUAGAACGUAAAAAAAUUGUCGACAAACUAUUAGCUGAUUACGAAGAAGAACAAAAAAAUGAAAGUCAAUCAAAGUGUAUGGUUUCUGGAUACACGGGUACUUUCUCCUCAAAUAUCAACUCCAAUGCUAAGCUUGGCGACAAAUUAAAACUGUUGAAAGCAAAAGAUUUGCUAGAAACGGCUUCCUCGCCCGUUAAAAAAAGAAAAAUGUCUUCGCUAUCCAAAUCUCACUCGGAAACAAUAGAAUUAUCUACUUCCAACACUGUUCAAAAUCCAAAAUCAAUUAACGACCAAGUCAUUCAUGUGUCGGCUGUCAAAGGAGGCCUUAUGUUACAAGCAAUAUCGCAACUAGAGCCUAUUGUUAAGCAACCGAAACCUAACCUUAACCUAUCCGCAGCUACUCAUCAUCAGAUAGAAAAAAUUCCAUCCGAGUUGGAGGAGGAAAUUAUUAUUGUGACCGAAGACGAAGCCAAUAGAGUUGAUUUAUCGUUGUACACGCCACAGCAGAAAGAUAAUAGCGCUGAAGUCAUUAUAGUGACUGAUUUAAAAGAUAGCGACAGUACUAAGUGUAUAGACAUUUUACCUAAGCCUUUUGUUGUACCUAAAAAUAAUAGUUGUAUUACGAAUGGUCUACAGUUGAAAUCUAAAACCGGCAAAGAUUCUGUUAAGCUGUCAGCUCAGCAACAAACUCUUUUACAUCAAGACAAAGAAUGUCAAGUGUUGUUUCCUUGCACAGGCUGCGAGCACAGAAGUUUUAAAAUCAACAAACUUUUAAGAGAGCGAACGAAAUUGGUAAAAGAUUUAAAUGUGAGCGGUACAUGGAAAGAUCCAGACGAAAUGGAUAGCUUGAGAAAAAUGAAUGGCGUCCUAUCCAUUCUGUUAAUGCAGUCUGUUAAUGAAAAAAACAGUAGGAAGUCUUCAGCUAUUAGAGUGGACUUAGUGCAAGACACAAUCGAAAGAGUUGAUCGCGGUUGGACCAUGCAGGACACGUCAGAAGUAUUAAGUCAAAUUAUGAGUGCAAAUGCUUACGAUGAAUUUGCUAGAACAUUUGAAAUAGUUAAUGAAAUCUAAACACAUAUUUUUGUAACUUACUUUACAAAAAAUAUGUAUUUGUAAUUAUUGUUUACAUAUUUUGUAUUUAACGUAUUAUAACAAAUUAAUCUUUGAAACUUCUUAAAACUAUAAAUUAAUACAGGGUUAUAAACUUGUGAAGUUAAUUGUAUAUAUUUAUUUUGUACAUCUGUGUAGAGAGAAACAUUAUUUUUUAUUGAAAAACUUUUUGUACUACCUAAUUUUUUUUUAAUUUGUUAUACUAAUGUAGACGUAACAGUUCAUGAAAUUAAAAUGUUUUCUCUAAUAGUUUUGAACUUGAAUGUUAUUUAGUGUUGUAAGUAAAGUAAAUUGCUGUAAAUAUUCUCGUUUGAUUAGAGACAGAUAAGUUUUCAAAAUAGAACUUGUUGAAGACGUGAUUUCUUAAAUAAA